Messenger RNA from Xyrauchen texanus (razorback sucker), 2544 nucleotides. RefSeq names its product E3 ubiquitin-protein ligase pellino homolog 1-like. The record is from RefSeq and is a predicted model, not a curated record. Gene Ontology annotation, biological process: protein K48-linked ubiquitination; regulation of Toll signaling pathway. Gene Ontology annotation, molecular function: ubiquitin protein ligase activity; protein binding. The transcript is spliced from 7 exons. Bases 412 to 1740 code for a protein of 442 amino acids. NCBI's taxonomy places the organism in Eukaryota, Metazoa, Chordata, Actinopteri, Cypriniformes, Catostomidae.
UACAUACUGCCCUCAAAGCUGACAGUAUCCGACCUUAAGAAACAUAUCAGAGUGUGUGUGUGUGUGUGUGUGUGUGUGUGUGUGUGUGUGUGUGUGUGUGUGUGUGUGUGUGUGUGUGUCAGGGAAGAUGAGGUGAGAAGUGUAUUCACACUAUGCCGGCGUGUCUGUCAGACAUUAGUGACGGGAUAUCUAUACUGCUUAUGAUCGUUCUCUCGACAUCAUUCAUAAAGACCUGCAGGAACUGGAGAAAUGGGUUUAAUGGAAGUGUGCACAUGUUGUUCUUUAAUCUUUUAAGCAGACAUCUGAUAGUGACACAGUGAUGAAGGAGCUUUGAGGAAGAGAGAUUAGGAAGGGAAGAACCUGAAAUACUGCAGAGGAAGUCAUUGAAAACUCUUGCCUAAAUCCAGACCGAUGUUGUCUCCAGAGCAGGAGCUUCUGAGCUCUUCAAAGCCCAUCAAAUACGGAGAGCUCCUCAUCCUCGGUCACAAUGGCUCGCUCCCAAAUGGAGACCGAGGCAGGAGAAGGAGUCGUUUCGCUCUGUUUAAGAGACCCAAAGCCAACGGAGUCAAACCCAGCACUGUCCACACCGCAUGCAGUCCACAGGUCGCCAAGGCCAUUAGCAACAAAGACCAGCACAGCGUCUCCUACACACUAUCAAGGGCGCAGACGGUUGUCGUGGAGUACACACACGACAGCACGACAGACAUGUUUCAGAUCGGCCGGUCCACUGAAAGCCCCAUUGAUUUCGUGGUGAUGGACACUGUACCUGGUUGUCACUCUCACAGCGACACUCUGUCAUCUCAGAGCACUAUAUCGCGGUUCGCCUUCCGGAUCGUGUGUCAGAGAGAGCCGCCCUACACUGCUCGCAUCUACGCUGCCGGCUUUGACUCGUCCAAAAGCAUCUUUCUGGGGGAGAAAGCAGCUAAAUGGUGGUGUGCCGAUGGACAGAUGGAUGGACUGACCACGAACGGCGUGUUAGUGAUGCGUCCAGGACACGGCUUCACCUGCGAGUCCAAACCGGGAAGCUGGAGAGAAAUCUCCGUCUGCGGAAACGUCUUCACGCUCCGAGACACACGCUCCACUCAGAAACCCGGCAAAACGGUUGAAAAUGAGUGUCAGGAGUUGGUCGAUGGCUCUUUAAUCGACCUUUGUGGCGCGACUCUGUUGUGGCGCUCUGUGGAAGGCCUCGCCCGCACUCCCACCAUCAAACACCUGGAGGCGCUGCGAAGGGAGCUGAACGCCGCGCGGCCGCAGUGUCCCAUUGGACUCCACACACUGACGUUCCCCAGUUUAGACCACUCAAUUAGGGGUUACGCCCACGAAGACCAGCCCUGGGCGUAUCUUCACUGCGGACACGUGCACGGGUACCACAGCUGGAGGGGGCGCCGGAGAGUCACGAAGGAAGGAUCGACAGAAGAAGAGGAUGACGGGUGCGAGACGAAAGCAGGGAUGGAACUAUUGAAGGAGGGAGAGAGAGAGUGUCCGUUGUGUCAUACGCGCGGUUUGUACGUCCCGUUGAAGCUGGGACGUGAGUCGGGCUUCUAUCUGGACCCGGCGCCUCCGACGCACGCUUUCAACCCGUGUGGACACGUGUGUUCAGAACGAACGGCCUCGUUUUGGAGUAAACUGCCGCUACCGCACGGAGCUUACGGUUUUUACACAGCAUGUCCGUUCUGCAUGAGGCCACUCGCUCGAGACAGGAAAUACGUGAGACUGAUCUUUCAGGGACUGUUGGACUGAGUGUGUGUGUUUGUUUGUGUAAGUGGAUAGUCCACCUAAAAAACAUCAUUUACUCACCCUCAUGUUGUUCCAAACAUGUAUGACUUUCAUCGAAUAAAAGUGACUGAGACUUAGCAUCAUGUCUAACAACUCCUUUUGUGUUCCACAAAAUAUAAGUCAAAUGGGUUUGGAACAACAUGAGGGUGAGUAAAUGAUGACAGAAUGUUUUUUUUUGGGUGGACUAUCCCUUUAAGACUCCAUUGGACUUGCUCUGCUGAGCACAAAAGUGCCAACCCACAUAUUUAUCGCUCUGUUUUUCUCCCACAAGCCAUCUGUUCUCUGCACCGCAGCUUCGACCCUCUCUGAUUGGACGGAGCGAAACGUUCGCUUUACACUACAAAGUGACUGAGGUGUCCUGACCCGUUCACUCGCCUCUCAAUUAAAAAUAAUACACAUUCAGUCAGGAAUCUGUGCUAGUACAAUCAAAAGCGUUUUCACUAAAUGUUUAAGUGUGUUUACUAACGAGUAAAACUAUUCACAUGUUUCCUGAAUUGUUCUUUUGAAUUAAUGAGCGCUUGUUAUUUCAAACUGCAAACGAUUCUUUUAAUGAUAUUAUAUUAUUUUAUAUUACACUCGACAAAUAUAUGAUAAGAUUGACAUUUCAGAUUAAAAUUCCAUCAAAUUGAAUCGAGUCAUCUUAAAAAAAAUAAAUAAAUACAUUUGACGUUUUAUUACUUUAAUUUAGUUAAAUAUGACUCAAUUCAAUUUCAUGGAUUUUAUUAUGAAAUUUUAAUGUGUAAAUAUUAAAAUAUUUUUUGAGUGUUU